UUAUUUUGUUGAGUUUAUUUUGCUUAAGUUGUUUUGUUUUGUUAUAUUUUAUUUAUUUAUUACAUUUAAUCGGUUUACUUGUUGAAUAAUAAAAUGAAAAGAACAAAAUCUAAUUUUUUUAAUGAUCUUUAUAAUCAGCCGUAUGAUCACAAUUCUAAAGUUAAACUUUAUAACAGUUGUAAAGCAAGUUUAGAGUUGGUGCAGAGGAUGUCACUUUUGAAACGUCUAAAGGUACAUAAUGGAUGUGUUAAUUCAAUAUGUUGGAAUCAUAAUGGUGAAUACAUACUCUCAGGCAGUGAUGAUCAGCAUCUAGUCCUCACUAAUGUUUAUAAUUAUAAGGUUUUGAAAGACUAUAAAACUAGCCAUAGAGCUAACAUAUUUAGUGCCAAAUUUUUGCCAAAUAAUGGUGAUCAUCGCAUUGUAUCGUGUAGCGGGGAUGGAAUGAUUCUUUAUACAGAUUUAAUGAGAACAUCUGAGACUUUUCACAAUCAAUUUACGUGUCACAAUGGUACUACUUAUGAAAUAGCAACAGUUCCUGGUGAACCACACAGUUUUCUAAGUUGUGGAGAAGACUGUAGUGUUCGAUAUUUUGAUCUUCGUGUUAAGUCUGCAUGUAAUACGCCUAGAUGUAAAGAGGAUAUACUAAUAUUAAGACAACGGCCAGUAACAGCAAUGUCAAUAAAUCCUGCAAUGCCACAUUAUUUAGCGAUUGGUUGUUCCGAUAGCUCUGUUGGGAUUUAUGAUCGUCGAAUGUUGAGCAUCGGCGAAAGAAAUUGGACUGAUGAGAAAAGUGUAAAUUGGACGUCUCCAGUAUCAGUGUUCACAGUACCAGAAUUCGAAGGACAUGCAUAUCGGAUAACGUCUUUGUGUUAUAGUCCUGAUGGCAAUGAUGUGCUCGUCAGUUACAGUAGUGACCAUAUUUAUUUAUUUAGCGCAAAGCAUCAAGGGAGUGUCUGUUUGAAAAAAGAUUGUCUAUCUGAAAAGAGUAAAAAUAAGCGACCACCAGUAAGAUCUCCUCAGCCAGUUCGAAGAUUAAGAUUACGUGGAGAUUGGUCUGAUACUGGCCCAGACGCUCGUCCUGAACGUGAAGGUGGACGUCGAAGUGGAGAAAUAGCACAAGCUCGGCCUAUGCUACAUACAUCAUUAAUGCAACGGAUGACUGAUGUCCUCAGUAGAAUGUUGAAUGAUCCAGCUACAAGAGCUGCUUUGAGCGGCGAUGGCGGUGAUAAUAUUCAAGGAGUUAUUGAUCAACAUACCGAAAACCAACAAACAGAAGAAUCUAUCGAAAUUAAUGAAGAAAGAAGUAAUGAAGUGCAAGUUAUGGAAACUGAAUCAAAUUAUCCAGCAUUAGAAGAUAGUCAAGAUAAUAAUAUGGAAAUUGGCGAAGAAAAUAAUUUAAAUUCAAUUAAUUCUGAGGUUGUAAGUGCUAAUGAACUUGAACAAAGUUCAGUUAUAAAUAACUCAUCGUCUGAAUCCGCAGACGAAAUAAAUAUAAUAAAUGAACAGUCUGAACAUAAUUCUAUAAAUAAUGAAACGAAUCAAACCGAAAAUCUAAUUCAGUCACACGUGUCUCCUUGCUUGCCACGUGAUAAAAUUACGAGGAAUCAAAUAACAGAUGGUGAUAAUAAUCGCAGUGAUGAAAUUAAUCCCGAUAAUGAUGAUGAUGAUGCCGAUGACACUUCGAUGAAUGUAGAUAGUACUAGAGAUGAAACAAUGAUGGAAAAUUUGCAAGAUCGAUUAACAUCAAUGAGAGAUGGCUUCUUAGAAAAACAUGGCAGUGAACCUGCAGUAAGCUUAACUUACUCUGAUAAAAGUUCUACCGGUGCAACUAUAUCUUUGGGAGUAGCUAAUGAAGUCAUACGAGAUAGCUAUCAUCCAGGACCAUCUGGAAGUCAAAAUUUGAGUUCUAAAUUGGUUACAUCAACGAUACCAUCAAGUAGUUAUGAUAAUAAGUCAGCAUUCAAUCAUAAAUGUGAUCAUGAACAAAUAGAGAAAGAAGAUGUUUACACUGAUAGUGAUGAUGAAGAAACAGAAAUGUCGAAGAAAAGUCAUAGGAGGGAAAGAAAUCCAAUCGAAGCAGAAAUGGAUGAAGCUGUGGCAAACGCUCGAUCUUCGUUAGGCUGUGAACAAUCAUUUAAUGUUGACGGAUCAAAAGAAUUUCAUGUAAGACAAAAAUACAUGGGUCACCGUAAUGCUAGUUUCUUUAGGACUAUGAUCAAAGAAGCGAAUUUUUGGGGCAACGAUUUUGUCAUGUCUGGCAGUGACUGUGGUCAUGUCUUCAUUUGGGAUCGAGAAACAGCUAAACUUUGCAUGUUGCUGGAAGCUGAUCAACACGUUGUCAAUUGUCUGCAACCACAUCCAUACCUACCAAUGCUUGCAACUUCGGGAAUCGAUUACGAUGUUAAACUUUGGACGCCGGUUGGUGAAGAAGCUCAUUUCAACACUAGUUUUGCUGAAGAUCUCCAGAAACGUAAUGCUGUAAUGCUUGAAGAGACCAAAGAUACAAUCACAGUACCAGCUGUAUUUAUGAUAAGGAUGUUGGCCUGCCUGAACCAAAUUCGAGGACGCGGUCGAAGAAGAAGGAGUGGUAACGAAGCUGAGGAGUUAAGAGGAGGAUAAAAAAGAUUUUUUUGUGAUAUAACUUUCUUAAAAUUUUAGAUGAAUUAUGUUAAAUGAUCAACAACGCUAUUUUUCAGGUAGAUAUUUCAAUGAUGACCUAAUUCACUGAUUUAUUUAAAACCACAUUUUUUUUAAAUUACUUAUAGUUGACAGAAUAAUUAAAAAUAUUUUCAGGGGAGUAAUAGCAAAAAAAAUUUCAUUUUUAUCAAUUUAUUUUAAUUUGGAAUGUUAUAUAGUUUAGUUAAAAAUUUAAUCACACCAUUACAUUACUUAUUUGAGUUAAAUAUAAAUUUAAUAUUUUUAUUAAUUAUAAUCAUAUUCACACUCAAAUUAUUUUGUUGAUUAUUUUUUAUUCACUAAAACAUGUGCCUUACAAAAAACUUGUGAAACUCGUAAAUACCAUAGACAAUACAAUAAAAAUCAUUUUAAUCUUUACAAAAUAAAAAUAAAAAGUAAUAAAAUCAACAAUAAUAACAGAAUAUUCAGAAAAUCAGUGAAAAAGUUUUGUAUUGAAUAUAAAAUCUUACCUUAAAAUAUCUAAGAAAUCGCAAUAAUAAAUUUAUCGUGCAAUAUUUAGAUCAAAGUAUGUAGAUGUUAAUUAGUUGUAAUGAAUUAAAAGUUAACUGUAAUAUCAGCUAUAUUUUUUAAAUUAUAAGUUUAAAUG
Molecule: messenger RNA, 3283 nt
Organism: Cotesia glomerata
Lineage: Eukaryota; Metazoa; Arthropoda; Insecta; Hymenoptera; Braconidae
Product: DDB1- and CUL4-associated factor 6-like
Exons: 16
Coding region: 94-2619 (841 amino acids)
Biological process (GO): positive regulation of transcription by RNA polymerase II
Cellular component (GO): cytoplasm; Cul4-RING E3 ubiquitin ligase complex
Molecular function (GO): protein binding
Source: RefSeq, a predicted model, not a curated record